GCUGUCGCUCACAAUGUACGUUGGCUUCAGUCUGGGCUUUGCGACCGACAGUUUUUUUUUUUUUUCCCUCCUUUUUCCCACUCCCGAUACAAACUAUCCUCGUUGUUCACUCGACAAAAAAAAAAACAACAACAAAAACCAAACCAAAAAAACAAAAAAGACCGCAAAGACUCGUCUGGGAGGCGGCCAGUAGGCGGCUCAAUCGCGGUCCGGUCCGGUCUACUUCCGUCUGAGAGAUUCGUCGUCGCUGCGAAAAGGAGAAGAAGGAGGAGACGGAACGGAACGGAACGGAACGGAACGGAGCGAGGCUUCGCUCGCGCACCAACACUCCGAGGCGGAGACGAAGCGCCAAGCAGUCGAGGAGACCGAGGCCGCUAGCCUUCGUGCUAACGACGCAGAGGAACCGCCGACUUUGACGCUCAGCCAAUUUGGGUGACGGUACCAGGACCGGAAGUGGAUUUGUCGGGAUGGUCACCUCUCAACUUCCGGUCCGUAUCGACAAACUUUGUCACUUCAGCUCGUUUGGAGGCAGACGGCAGACUUCUGCCUUGGAUCUUCAAGGGCAACACUUAACUGACUAACCGAUAACCCCGCGACAACAAUUUUCAUCAUUGAGUAAUCGCUGUCGAGUUAUCGCUCAACUUACAGUUGGCAAAAUCCUCAGAUUGAUGCUCAAGACGGAAGGAAGCCCGACCCGCGCAAUGGAAGUGAAGACGCCACAGCCAGCCAGGCGCCCUUAACUCAAGCAGCUCUCCGCCCGUCGUCGUCAUGGCGAGCCGCAGGAAGUCCAGCACGCCGCGCAUGCGUCCGCCUCGGGCAGCGCCGCGCUCGGACGGCGAGGCCGCGGACCCGUCCGAGGACGGCGUCUCCCGGCCGCUGUCGGCGGAGGGGGGCUACGAGUGCAAGUACUGCGACUUCAGGACCAAAACGCUCAACCUGAUGACCGCGCACUCGGCCUCCGACCAUCCCGACGUGUCGUACGUCUGCGCCGAGUGCGACUACCGCGCCGGGAGCAACGACAGCCUGGCGGAGCACGACGCCCGCCGUCACCCGGGCCGGGACAAGGGCACGCGGGCGCAGGGGCGACCCGGCGGCCAGACGGUCCGCCGGCAGAUCCCGGAUGACGGCGAGGAGGCGUACCGCACCUGGCGUAAAGACACGGCCGCUUGUCAGAUGGAGGAUGGCGAUGGCGAGGCGCAGUGUAAAGGGAUCGCUCUCAGCAAGACGCCCAUAAUGAGGAGCCGCACGGAGCCCAAGAAGUUCACCGCCUUGCACAAGGCGGCCGCAGAAGACGUCAUCAAGGUGGAGAGCGAGGACGAGAUGGACGAAUACGAAGACCCGCCCGCUCUUUCACCCGCGCCGCCGCCGCCGGUCCCCGCAUCCGCGCCGCUUCAGAUACAGGCCGGGCCAAAUGUGCUGCACAUCAAAGGCGCCCUGCCGGCCGCAGCCCUGCCGGCCGCCGCCCUGGCGCAGGUUCUGUCGGCGAUGCAGAAGCAGAAUCAGAACCAGCUCCUUAUCCCCGUCAGCAGCAUCCCGGCCUACAACCCCGCCAUGGACAACAACGUCCUUCUGCUGGGUGCUUACAACAGGUUUCCCUAUCCAUCCCCGUCGGAGAUUGCGGCGCUGGCGUCGCAGACCAAGUUCAGUGAGGAAAACGUCAAAGUGUGGUUCUCCGCGCAGAGGCUGAAACAUGGCGUCAGCUGGACUCCGGAGGAGGUCGAGGAGGCUCGGAGGAAGAGGUCCAACGGGACCGUCCAGACGCUCCAUCAAAGCCUCCCUCAGGCCAUCACCGUCAUCCCCACCAACGGCCUGCAGUCCAUAUUCCAGACGUGUCAGAUUGUGGGGCAGCCGGGCCUCGUCCUGGCGCAGGUCGGCGGCGGGGCGGCGGUCGCCAAUGUUCCCGUGGCGGCCCCCGUCGCGCUUAGCGUGGCCGGCGUCCCCGGGAACCUGCCCAAAGCCGCGGAAGCCAACGCCGAUUCCCGCGCGGAGAAGGCAUCUUCGGACUCGGCCUCCAAACCCAAAAAGUCCAAAGAGCAGCUGGCCGAGCUGAAAGCCAGCUACGGCCGGCGUCAGUUCGCCACAGAUUCGGAGAUCUCCCGCCUGAUGCAAGUCACGGGCCUGUCCAAGCGCGCCAUCAAGAAAUGGUUCAGCGACACGCGCUACAACCAGAGGAACUCCAGGGACCUGCAUCACGACAGCCAGGCCGGCGGCAGCGACAGCAAAAACGACGGCGACGACAACUCCGCGUCUUCCGCCGCCGCCGCCAUUGUCAUUGAGUCCAGCGACGACGCGGGUGACUUUUCGCCGACCUCGACCGCCGUCGCCCAGGCUUCGCCCCGCGCCUCGAGGGAACGCCGCACCAAAUUCCGCCACGCCUUCCCAGAUUUCACGCCCCAGAAGUUCAAGGAGAAGACGUCGGGGCAGCUGGCCAUCCUGGAGUCGAGUUUCUGCAAAUGCGACACGCCGUCCGACGACGAGCUGACGCGCUUGCGGGCGCAGACCAAGCUGACGCGGCGCGAAGUGAACGCCUGGUUCGGCGACAGGCGCAAGGGGAUGGCGCCCGCCUCCCCCGCCUCCCCGCCCUUCGCGGGUCGCAGGGUGCUGAAGAAAACCCCGGCGCAGCUGGACAUCCUGAAGAAAGCGUUCUUGCGCUCGCGUUGGCCCACGGCCGAAGAGUACGACAAGAUGGCGGAGGACUGCGGUCUUCCUCGUAACUACGUGGUCAACUGGUUUGGGGACACGCGAUACGCCGCCAAGAACAGCAACCUCAAGUGGUUUGGCCCCCACCCCGGCGGCAAGGUGGACCAGCACUCGCUGGACGGACCCACCCGGACGCCCAAGAAGUCCAGGAAGCGUUUCCGGGGUUGGUCCAGGAGGACGCGGCGGGCGUACGCGGCAAGGCAGGACACGCGGGCGCUCGGCGAGGUCUGUAAAGACGCAAAAAGCUUCAAUGCCACGUGCGGCCGAGAGCGGGGAGCCUUUCUUCGGGCCCUACUUCCAGCGGCGAGCCGUGAGCGAGGACCGCCGGGGCGACUCGGCGUCCGAGUCGGACGCGGGCGAGCGCUUCGCCGAGGGGCCCUUUGGCGACCGCCGACGGGAAGAGGAAGAGGAGGCGACUGGCGAAGGAGGCGAGGCGGCAAAAGGCAGCCAAGACCUCCGCGAGGACGCCGACCAAGAAAUGAUCCAGCAAGCGUCUCCCGGUGCGAGUCCGUCGGAGUCUCAAACGUGAGCAAGCGCUCAGUGCCACUUCUUGUUUUUCAAAGUAAGAUGCGGCGGCGGGUUUGGCGUACGUUCCAUUCGUUUUGGGGAGAACGGCGCUUUUAUUGCGGCCGGAACGUUUUUUUUUUUUUUAUUGGCCUUUCUUUUCUUCCUUCGCUGCCCUUUUUCUUUUUUUUUUUUUUUUUUUGGGACAAACAUCCCAAACGUUUCCCUGAGCCGAUCCUCAGAGAUCCAUCCCGCCCGUUUCCAACUUUGUCUCCGAGAAGAGAAAGGAAAGUCCACCAGCUGCCAUGGAAGGUGCGUCGGUGUCUGGACCUUAUAUUUCGACUUUUGUGACGGAGAAAAAUGUUUGUAAUCGUGACGUCACUGGCACCCUGGUACGACAUUGUAGACGUAAAACUGCCCCGCUCCAAUUUUUGUGAUCCAAAUCCCCGUCCCGUGACGUCAUUUGGACGUUUUGUCGGAAGCGCCGUACUGACAACGAGCUCGUAGCGAAUUGCCGAGUUUAAAGCGAACCAGGACUUCGGGGGACGCACUCGGGCUUCAGGAAUCAGAGAAGGUUGACCGCCGGCUGGAUUUGAGGUUUCGCGCUGGGCGGACACGCCCACACGGUCCUCCAUCUUGGAGAGUGGGCUCUGUCUUGUGGAGCCUGAGUUAAAUUUGUAUUUUUUUUUUUUAUUCAAUCCAAUUUGGUGAAUUCCCCGCGGUGGGUCAAUGUUUAAAAUUUGGAUCCCUUUCGCGGGUCUUGAAGGAACGACGUGGUUUUCCUUCCCCGUCGUAGGUGCGGGCGCAAUUCCUAAAGAUGAGAAUAUGUCGGCUAUGUGACAGUGACCGGAUAGUAUUACAGUCCUGGACUCGAGCGUUUCAGAGUAGAACAAAGCAAGCACUUGAGAGCAGUCCGACAGCAGUUUUUUCCACUUGCUUUUUUCUGUGUGAAGCCUUUUUAACCACACGUUUAUUUAUUCCUCUUUGUCUUUGUUUUGUUUAUUUAAAUUGUUGUUGGUUUUCGCACGCUUGGCCACACCCCUCAGUCGACACGGUGCUUCGUAUCGGGCGCCGCGCGGGGUCCCCGACACGCCCGCGUGAUUUCCGAGGAAUGUCGGGAUACACGUGCAGAAAAGCGAUGAUUUGGCUUCGUCCCAUCUUGCUCAACAUUGUGAGAAACUAACACUAACCCUAACCUGCGUUCCAAAUUAAAGGUCCUUUUUUUCAGGAGUGGGGGUCAAACUGGUGACCCCCAGCCAAUAAUAUUCCAGCUCUUUUCGUUUCCUGACUCCUGCGGUCACACGGUCCGGCUCGCCGCCACACGCCUGCGCCGGGAAAGCUCGUCAUUGUGAUGAGAAAAUGUUUGGCCACAGAUGGAAACUGAUCAAUUCCACAUACAAUAACGGUUAGCUUACUUUAGUUGUGUGUGAUUGGCUGGUGACGGGCUCCGGGCGUCGCCCUCCUCUCGCCCGAAGCCAGCACAGGGACGGGCGUCCGGGCCGGUGCGGAACAGGUGUCGAGGCAGCAACAGCUGUGAACACGCGGCUGUCGUACAAAGCGUCGACGCCGUAUACCCGUUGCGUCUGUCACAUUCGCUUUUGAUGUAUAGCGUCGGCGUUAACCUGCGUUAACUCCGCCGGCGUCUGCCGCUCUUCAAAGCGCCGCUCCAGUCUUGUCACUUCCCACUAAGCGUUUGUGUCUUCCUUACAUUCCCCGAGCGUCGAGCCAACUCCCGGAGGAGCCCGCGGCGCACGCGCCGUUGCCCUCCGGGAUCGCAGGGACCCGUUCUGCGGGGCUCGCGUCGUCCUCCGGCCCUCCUAGCCGAGAACGCCGCCUGGGACGCGGCGGACCUCCGACACGUUCCUGACGCCGCGCCGCCUUUCCGUAAAGUAGAAACGCGAGCCGCUGUGAUCAAAGCGAGAUCAGAAACUCGUGAUUGGAAACGGGACAGACACCGCGGCGACGAUGAGCGCGCGCGAGCGAGCGAGCUAGCGGCUGCUGCUGCCGCUUGAAAAGCAGACAAAUCAAGUUUGCCAAGCGUGCUGGUGACAAACCCAACCCGUCAGUCAGUGAUUAAAAACUCGCAUUUCAAGGCCAU
Messenger RNA from Syngnathoides biaculeatus (alligator pipefish), 5302 nucleotides. Its product is annotated as zinc fingers and homeoboxes protein 1-like. NCBI's taxonomy places the organism in Eukaryota, Metazoa, Chordata, Actinopteri, Syngnathiformes, Syngnathidae. Gene Ontology annotation, molecular function: DNA-binding transcription factor activity, RNA polymerase II-specific; DNA binding. The coding region runs from base 769 to 3555 and encodes 928 amino acids. The transcript has 7 exons. Gene Ontology annotation, cellular component: nucleus. The record is from RefSeq and is a predicted model, not a curated record. Gene Ontology annotation, biological process: regulation of transcription by RNA polymerase II.